CCGCUCGCCAGCCCCAGCUACGUGCGCAGCCUCCGGCGCGCGGGCAGGCGCGGGGCGCAGGCCGCAGAUGCGGCGGGGCCGGCGCCGGCGCGGGGCGGGGCGGGCCCCCCGGGCCCCCUGGGCGACAGGGCGGCCAGGCUGAUGGAGGAGCUGACGUCCGUGUUCAGAGAGGCCGCGAGGCCGAGGAACAGGGCUUCCAACGGCGAGUCCUCGUCCCCGGACAGCGGGUAUCUGUCCCCCAACAGCCGGCCGGCCCCGCGCAGCGCCGGCCCAGGCCCCGCGGGGGGCCCCCCAGCCGGGACCGGGCCCUGCCACCCGGGGGACCGCGACCCGUCCCCCGUGGCGCCCCGCUUCGUGCAGAAGCUCCGGAGCCAGGAGGUGGCGGAAGGCAGCCGGGUGCGCCUGGAGUGCCGGGUGUCCGGGAACCCCGCGCCGCGGGUCAGGUGGUUCUGCGAGGGCAGGGAGCUGCUCGGCUCCCCCGACAUUCAGAUCCGCGGCGACGGGGACCUGCACAGCCUGGUCAUAGCGGAGGCCUUUGAGGACGACACGGGCCGCUACACCUGCCUGGCCACCAACCCCAGCGGCUCCGACUCCACGUCCGCCGAGGUGUUCGUGGAAGGUGCCAGUUCAACAGAUUCCGACAGCGAAAGUUUAGCUUUCAAACUAAAAGCUGGAGUUAUGCCACAAGCUCAAAAGAAAACAACUUCCGUUUCCUUGACGAUAGGAGCGUCCUCUCCAAAGACGGGGGUGACCACGGCCGUGAUUCAGCCGCUGUCUGUCCCUGUCCAGCAGGUCCAGAGCCCGAUGUCCUGCCUCUGCCGGCCGGAUGGAGCCGCCGCUGCCCACUUCCCGCCCGUCUUCACCAAGGAGCUGCAGAACACGGUGGCAGCCGCGGGCCAGGUGGUGGUCCUGGAGUGCCGCGUCCGGGGGGCGCCCGCGCCGCAGGUCCGGUGGUUCCGGCAAGGGAGCGAAAUCCAAGACUCUCCGGAUUUCAGAAUUCUGCAGAAAAAACCCAGAUCUACAGCUGAACCUGAGGAGAUCUGCACCCUGGUCAUCGCGGAGACUUUCCCGGAGGACGCGGGGAUCUUCACGUGCGCGGCCAGGAACGACUAUGGCUCCGUGGCGAGCACCGCGCGGCUGGUUGUCACCUCAGCCAACACCGAAAACUGCAGCUAUAACUCAGUGGGCGACUGCAGCAGCGAUCACUUCCAGCACUUUCCACCUCCCCCUGCAAUCUUGGAGACAAGCCCCUCUGAGCCGGCUUCCCAGGAGACCCCCGAGGUCCAGCAGGCGGGCAGCCCCGCGUCCGGCCCGGGCAGGGCAGCCCUACGUGAGACGCAGCUCGGCCCCGCCGAGAGGGAGGCACAGGGAGCCGGUCCGGUCCUCGGGAUGAAUGGGCUGGCCAACGGCCAAGCUGACGUCGGCGACAAGAGCCCCCCGGCGGCGCCAGCCAUCCUGCUUUCGCCUACCAAGGAGCCGCCGCCGCUGCUGGCCAAGCCCAAACUGGACCCCCUGAAGCUGCAGCGGCUGCAGAGCCAGGUCCUCCCGGAGCCGGCCGGCCCCGCGUCCCCGCCCGCGCCCAUGAGCGCGCUGGCCGCCCGCGCCGCCGCCGCCAUGCAGUCCUCCGGCUCCUUCAACUACGCGCGGCCCCGGCAGUUCAUCGCGGCGCAGGGCCGGGGCCCCGCGUCGGGCCCGGGCUCGCCGGCCUCCAGCCCCGGCUCCUCCAGCCUGCCGUCGCCCCUGUCGCCGGCGCCCAGGCAGCUGGGCCGCGCGCCCCUGCCGCCUUCGCCGAGCCCGAGUGCCCUGGGCCGCCCUCGCUGUCGCCGUCGCCGCGCCGCGCCCGGCCUGCAGCCCCGGCCGGCCGCGGGCCCGACGCCUUCCCGCCGCCGCGCGCCGCUCGGCCCCGGGCCCGCCGCCUUCCUGAGCGCCCUGCUGCCCUCGCAGCCGCCGCCCGCCGCCGUCAACGCCCUGGGGCUGCCCAGGGGCGUCACCCCCGCGGGGUUUCCGAAGAAGGCCGGCAGGACGGCCCGGAUAGCCUCCGACGAGGAGAUCCAGGGCACGAAGGACGCCGUCAUCCAGGACCUGGAGCGAAAACUCCGCUUCAAAGAGGACCUGCUGAACAACGGCCAGCCGGUACGGACGGGGACCUCUCGGGCCGAGCUGACAGGGGACCGCGCUUCUCACAGCUCCUCGGGCGAGCUGACAGGGACCGCGCUCUCACAGCUCUCCGGCCGACCUGACGGGGACCGCCGCUUCUCACCACAGCUCCGGGCCGGCUGA
Molecule: messenger RNA, 2280 nt
Organism: Microcebus murinus (gray mouse lemur)
Lineage: Eukaryota; Metazoa; Chordata; Mammalia; Primates; Cheirogaleidae
Source: RefSeq, a predicted model, not a curated record